Molecule: messenger RNA, 1536 nt
Organism: Morchella sextelata
Lineage: Eukaryota; Fungi; Ascomycota; Pezizomycetes; Pezizales; Morchellaceae
Exons: 5
Coding region: 1-1536 (511 amino acids)
Molecular function (GO): pseudouridylate synthase activity
Source: RefSeq, a predicted model, not a curated record
AUGUCGUCAACCAAACUUCUCACGACAGUAACGCGACAACUACAUGUGCGCUCACCACCAACACUCAAAUCAUGUCUGCACCAUCACCGCCGUAGCGUGCACAAGCUCGCAUCCUUGCCAGAGGCCUUUCAGUUCAUCAAGAUCUCCCCAGAAAUCCAAGCUGCGCUGCAGCGCGGGGCGCCCGUCGUAGCACUCGAGUCGGCGAACAUCACUUGCCCGGCUGAGGUGGGGGCCUUGCCAUUGCCGCUCAACUCGGAAUUUGCGACCAAGGUGGAGCGAGAGAUCAGGAAGAUGGGCGCGAUACCGGCGACGAUGAUGGUGUUGGCUGGAAGGGUGCAUGUUGGUAUCGAGGACCCAGCUCUCUAUUACGAGAUGGGGCAGAGAGCUGCGAUGAAGGUCUCGCAGAGGGAGUUGCCGUUUGUGCUUGGGAUGCCAGGUCGACGUAGCGGUGGUCUUACGGUCUCAGCGGCAUUGACGAUUGCAUCAAUGAUUGGUAUCAAGGUUCUCGCAACGGGUGCCAUCGGCGGUGUCCAUAGAUCUGCGACAACACUUAUGGACAUCUCCGCUGAUGUUAACGAGCUCGGCCGGAGGAAUGUAGCAGUGGUAUGUUCGGGACCAAAGGUUUAUCUGGAUGCGGAAGGGACGAUAGAGUACCUAGAAACGAAGGGUGUGCCAGUAGCUACGUUCGGAAAGGGGACGAUGGAGGUCAAGCUCCCAGCACAUUACAGUACCGAGGGAGAGCUUCAGAGUCCGUUAGUGCUGAAGAACGCGAAAGAGGCGGCGAGGAUGAUCCAUACAAGUCACGAAUGCGGACUCGAAACGGGACAGCUCCUGUGUAAUCCCAUCCCGUACCAAAAUCAAUUGAACCUCGAAAUAGUUGAGAGGAGUGUGAAGAAAUACUUCAAGGAACGCAAGAAGCACAGUAAGAAGGACAAGGAGGUGGUUGAGAACAUGGUGUCUACAAUCCGGCGCUUCAAUAAUACAGACAGAACGGUAGCAGCGGAGAAGGUCAUGCUGAUGCACAAUGCUCAAAUGGCAGCAAAAGUGGCAAUAGAGCUAGCGCGGAUAGAGACGGGGAUUGAUUGGAGGUCGAAAGAUCGGACGGAGACGACGAAGGACAGGGAAGAUUACCGGCCCGGUUCAUCUCCGGAUCGAGAUCUAGAAAAUGGGCCAAAUCACAGCGCAAUAUAUCACGAUAAACAAACUCGACAGGUCUAUGUGCCUGGGAAGGGUUAUCUGCACCCGAUAAGCACAAUGCGCGACUCGGGGCAGCAGCUAGAUGAGCAGCAGCAGAAGAAGAAGCAGCAGAAGCAGCAGCAGGUGCGGCCAGUCAUCCGUCGGUCUCUAAGUAGAGACCCCUUGAGUGAUUAUGAGAUUUCGCGGCGGCAGCCCUUCCAGAGGUCGGACCAGUCUUCCGAAGAACCACGGAACGUCCUAGCAGAGUGGCCUCUGCCUGAGCCAGUGCCGCGAACGCAGGUAGUAACCGAGAGAGGUUUCACCAUACGGCGGGGGGCACACCUUGGGGUGCGAGUGUAA